AUGUACCACACUGGUGAAAAACCGUUUAGUUGUGACCUCUGUCCAUCGCGUUUUACCGAGAAUGGUCAUCUUGCCAGGCACAUGAGAACACACACUGGUGAAAAGCCAUACACUUGUGACCUUUGUAAAAUGCACUUUACUAUUAAAUGCCAUCUUGUCGUUCACAUGAGAACGCACACUGGUGAAAAGCCGUACAAGUGUGAUGUGUGUACAGUGUGUUUUUCUCAGAAAGGUAACCUUGUCGCUCACAUGAGAACACACACCGGUGAAAAGCCAUAUAAGUGUGACGUAUGUAAAAGGCGUUUUAUUGUGAAAAGUCAUCUUGUCAAGCACAUGAGGACACACACUGGUGAGAAGCCAUAUGUAUGUGAUGUUUGUAAGAAGGACUUUAGGUUUAAAGGCCAAGCGGCGGGCGGCGAGCGCAGCUCUUCCAGCGGGGCGUCUCUCCGGGAGCAUCCUGGAGAUGUCACUGUCGACGUGGCGCCCGAGCUCAAACAGGAGGACGAGCAGCUGCGGCUGGUGGUGACGGCGUGCUUCCCACUGCAGCACAAGAAGUGCUCCGCGGAGGAUGACGUGAGAGGUAGCCCUGGAGGCAGCGAGGUCCAGACCGAAGCAGGCCCUCAGGACGGUGACGUUCUGCCCAAGGAAGGUCCUGUAGACAGCGAGGCGAAGCCCGAGGAAGGCCCUUGGGGCGACGAGGUGCAGCCGCAGCCCGAGCUGCGCAACGGCGACGCAAACAAGCACGAUGGCAGUCUCGCCAGACACAUGAGAUUACAUACUGGCGAAAAGCCGUAUCAGUGUGGUGGGUGUGAUAAACGUUUUAGUGAUAAAUCUAACCUUAAUGCUCACGAAAGAACUUGUAAACAUAGAUCUUAA
Frankliniella occidentalis (western flower thrips) is the source of this 876-nucleotide messenger RNA. Its product is annotated as zinc finger protein 572-like. The coding region runs from base 1 to 876 and encodes 291 amino acids. The record is from RefSeq and is a predicted model, not a curated record. Gene Ontology annotation, biological process: regulation of transcription by RNA polymerase II. The transcript has 4 exons. Lineage: Eukaryota; Metazoa; Arthropoda; Insecta; Thysanoptera; Thripidae. Gene Ontology annotation, molecular function: RNA polymerase II cis-regulatory region sequence-specific DNA binding; DNA-binding transcription factor activity.